UAUUGACACAAAUAUAGUAAUUCAUCAUUUAAAUAAUCAAGUAUUAAAUCGUUUAAGAACAGAUGAAAGUUAUAUUUUUUAUGUUUGUAGAACAACAUUUAAUGAACUUGUUAAUCAAGGGAGAUGUUUUAAUUUAUAUGAUGAAGGUAUAAAUAUAUUAAAAACUCCAGGAUUAUCAUAUGAUAGAAAACGUAUGAUCUAUGAAGAUUAUUAUAAAAAUGUAUUAGAAAAUCGGAUACCAACCAAAAAUGGAGAAUUAUAUGGAGAUUAUAAUCUGUAUUAUGAACAACAUAAAUCAUCAUGUCAUAGUGAUAACAAUGAUUUCUAUAUAUAUCUCGAAUGUGCAUUAGGUACCAAAUAUAUUUAUCAUGACAGUAAUAAUAAUGAAGAAUUAAAUUUUCUAUUUAUAACUGAUGAUCGUCAUCUAGUAAAUGUAUUAUUAGAAACAAAAUCUAGAAAAGGUCGUUAUGUUUUACAUUCAUUUAUAUCGGAUUUAGACAUUGAUCGUCUAAAUAUUAAGCAUAUUUCUCAACUAUAA
Molecule: messenger RNA, 538 nt
Organism: Didymodactylos carnosus
Lineage: Eukaryota; Metazoa; Rotifera; Eurotatoria; Philodinida; Philodinidae
Source: the annotation of a GenBank genome assembly